Brettanomyces nanus is the source of this 1032-nucleotide messenger RNA. RefSeq lists its product as uncharacterized. The record is from RefSeq and is a predicted model, not a curated record. Gene Ontology annotation, cellular component: nuclear cap binding complex. Lineage: Eukaryota; Fungi; Ascomycota; Pichiomycetes; Pichiales; Pichiaceae. Gene Ontology annotation, molecular function: RNA cap binding. Gene Ontology annotation, biological process: mRNA cis splicing, via spliceosome. The coding region runs from base 1 to 1032 and encodes 343 amino acids. The transcript has a single exon.
AUGUCUAGUUUAGGAGAAUUUGAUACCACAAGCUUCAAAAAUUCGACCUUUAGGUUAGAUAGGCCCUCGGCAUAUUUGGUCAACAAAGCUCGCAGAGAUGAAGCUAAUGGAUAUUCUAACUUGAAGAAGUCGAUGGAGUCAGCAACAGUAUACAUAGGGAAAUUGUCGUUUACUACAACGGAAGAGCAAUUGUUUGAAUUAUUCAGUGACUGUGGUACAAUCAAGCAGAUAAUAAUGGGAUUGGAUAAGAAUAAAUUGACACCUACAGGUUUCUGCUUCAUCAUAUUCCAGAAAGCAAAUAGCGCACUCAAUGCAGUGAAAUUUUUGAACAAGUCCAAGAUUAAUGGUAAGCCGAUGGAUAUUGAUCUUGAUCCUGGUUUUGAGGAGGGUCGUCAAUUUGGAAGGGGUCUUGAUGGAGGUCAGAAACAGCACGUUCUUCAAAGAAGACGGCUCAAGAGAAGAUACAGAGAGAGAUACGAUGACCGGGGCAGUCGUGGUGAUCGAGGUGAUAGGGAUAACCGUGGUAACUGGGGCAGCCGAGGUAACCGUGGUGAUUUCGGAGAUAGAGGCGAUCGAGGAGGGGACCGUAAUCGUGGAUACAGACAGAGUUACAGAGGUGGGCCUAGACGUGGAUAUCGUGCUGAGAGAGGUGAUAGAGAUAACUACCACGGAGAUCGUGAGCGCAGAUAUAAUGACGGUCUGCAGUAUAAUCGCAGGCCGCAGAAUAUCGAUAGUCAUCAGUACAACGACAGACCUCAAUAUGAUAGUUUUACGUCUCGCGAGCCUGAGCAGGAUUUCAGAUAUGCAUCAACACGGGAGAGAGAGUUUCAGCACGAAACAUAUGUACCGCCAGAUGCUGAUCAUAGAGAGCAUACUGAGCAGGGAAGUGGUUUCGCUGGUGCUACUGGUUCUACUAGGGUUACUGGUGCUCCUGGUGAUAAGGAUGAAUAUGUUCCGGACGACGGUCGUUCCGACUUUCACGGAGAUAAUGAUAAAGAAACCCAGGAGCUUCCACCCCACCUUCAACACUAA